AUGACCAUUGUUUCAACGUCUACUUCAGAAGAAAAACCAGUGUCUAAUUCGAAAGUUAAGGAGAAUGGCUCACAGAUACCAGAAGAUGGUACCUUAUUGCAGUCAUCAGAGAUCGUGGAGGAGAAGCAGAAGCAGAAGAGGAAGAGAAAUGAGAAUCCAGGUGUUCGUAUUAUCGGCAAUCGAAUCUAUGAUUCUGAGAAUGGGAAAACUUGUCAUCAGAUCAAUGCAUUUGAAGAUCAACUCUGUAGAUACCGAUUAUGCAUUUCAAAGCUGUAUGGCGUGAAAGCAGAAGAGAUGUCGGUUGUAGAGGAUUGGUUUUGUCCUAAGUGCAGAGACAAUUGUAAUUGCAGCUUUUGCAUGAAGAAAAGGGGGCACAAACCUAUUGGUAUACUCGUGCACACCGCUAAGUCAAUUGGUUUUUCUUCUGUUUCGGAGAUGCUUCUAGCCCAAGGUUCCGAUUAUCAGUCAGGAAAGGAAAAUCCACUUUCCAUACAAGAAAAACAUGGCAAGAACAUUGUAAGUGAAGAUAUUGUUAUCGAUCUUGAUGAUCAAAAAUGUAGGAAAAUGAAAAAUAUUCGUAGAAAAAUGGAAUUAAAAGUUGGUGCUGAAAUUCCACUUCCUAGAGGAUCAGAAAUAAAAACGGUAUUAUCGAUUGAACUGCAACCGGAAGAAAUCGGUCCGGCAUUACAGUUCUUAGAAUUUUGCAGUACUUUUGGAGAGAUUAUUGGACUAAAGAAAGAUGAGUCGCAGUUCAUUCUCAGAGACAUGGUUCGUGGGGGGCGUGGGCGUCAAGGGAAAUUUUCUCCGGUUGCAAAUUUUUUUGUUCAGUUACUAUCAUUACUGCAAUCAAAUUCGGGAGAAAGGUCUACCGUGAUAAGCAAUUCUUCAAGCCAUGAAAAUUCAUGGCUUCGUGCACUCCACAAAUAUCUUUUUGAAUCAAAUUAUCUAUGUAAACAACUAAAGUUAGAUCAAUUUGAUGGAGGAGCGGAUAGUUACGAUAGACUGAACUUAAAUGAAAGAUUUAAACUUUUGAACUUUGUAUGUGAUGAAGUUCUUUGCACCAGAAAGGCAAGGUCAUAUAUAGAUGAACAGAAGUUAAAAAACUUUGAGAAAGUGAAAGAUAUUAAAGAAAAAUUAGUUGUUGCUAAGAAUAAGGAGAAUCAAUUCAAACAAAAGAUGAAGGACGAGAUGGCUCAAGCUGCAAAAAAUUGCAUUCCACUUUCCGAGCAUAAAGAGAUAGUAUCUAAAUAUAAGAUGCAAGUAGUCGAAGCUCAUAAUGAAAUGCUACAGUCAAAAGAAAUGUUGUGCACAGAAAAACAACAUUGCAAGGCUAAUAGGACAAAUCCUAUUCUGGUAGACACCGAAGGCCACUCAUUUUGGAGAUUGAAGGGUUUUGAUGAUGAGAUUAAUGUUUUACGUCAAGAUGUAAGUCUCCAACAUGAAUCUGAGUCUAGUGAAAAAUGGUUCACAUAUGAAAAGCAGCAGGAAGAGAUUAAGAAAUAUUUAUCUUACAGGUAA
This is a messenger RNA of Impatiens glandulifera, 1518 nucleotides long. RefSeq lists its product as uncharacterized. Gene Ontology annotation, cellular component: nucleus. Gene Ontology annotation, biological process: regulation of DNA-templated transcription. The transcript is spliced from 11 exons. The record is from RefSeq and is a predicted model, not a curated record. NCBI's taxonomy places the organism in Eukaryota, Viridiplantae, Streptophyta, Magnoliopsida, Ericales, Balsaminaceae. The coding region runs from base 1 to 1518 and encodes 505 amino acids.